UCCUCUCUCCCCUCCCCUCCACAAACAAAAAGAUUCAUCGAUUUCUUUCAAAGAGAAAUAUCAAUCACACUUUCUCCUCCCCUUCCCUCUUUUUCCUCUCCCUCCUCUUCGUCCCUUCCCACUCCUCAACUCAACUCUCAACCUUUAGUCACCCCCCCACUACCUAUCUAAAUCCAUCUUCUUUUCCCCUCUUCGAGGUCACUCGGACAACCCUUCAUCCUCCUUUAUCUUCCCGAUAACACACCUCGAACUCCUCACACACAACUCCCUCCCACAACCAGUCUCUUUCUUGAUAUCUGCAAUCAAGAUCUACCCAACGUUACCUCACUCAACUUUCUAUCUCCCGGAAGUUGAAACUCAAACAAAUACAAAAUGUCUUCUCAGGAUAAUCGCGACAAUGCUCCUAAUGGUGAGGAGCUCAACGAUUCCAUGGAUCGCUUACAGGUCAAUGAUGAGACUCGUCUUGGCCCCGAUGGCGAACCACUCCCAAAGACCGAUGAAGAAUAUGCAGAAUCUCAACUUACCUUGAGAGCUAUUGUUUCUUCAAAGGAAGCUGGUGUCAUUAUCGGCAAAGGUGGCAAGAAUGUCGCCGACCUUCGCGAUGAGACUGGUGUGAAAGCCGGUGUCAGCAAGGUCGUUCAAGGUGUUCAUGAUCGUGUCUUAACCAUCUCAGGUGGAUGCGAUUCUAUUUCCAGAGCUUACUCCAUUGUUGCGAAAGCUCUGUUGGAGGGCGCACCACAAAUGGGAAUGGGCGGAGUUGUUUCUAACAACGGUACUCAUCCAAUCAAGUUGUUGAUCUCCCACAAUCAAAUGGGUACGAUCAUCGGCCGACAAGGACUCAAAAUCAAGCAUAUCCAAGACGUUUCUGGUGUUCGCAUGGUCGCACAAAAAGAAAUGCUCCCACAAUCCACCGAACGUAUCGUGGAGGUCCAGGGUAACCCUGAAGGCAUUCAAAAAGCCAUCUGGGAAAUCUGCAAGUGCUUGGUCGAUGACUGGGCUAGAGGAACCGGUACCGUUCUAUAUAACCCCAUGGUUCGCACUCAAACCGGUAAUUCAGGUGGUAUGGGCCAAGGCAAUGUUGGAGGAACUGGUCGUGAGUAUGGUAGCUCACGUGUCAUGCGCACUGGAAAUGGUGCCGAUUUCAGUGAGAGUGCUCCACGAUCAUACAACCGCCGUUCUGAAUCCGAUGCUGCUCAACGUGGACCCCCUACUCACGAUGAGAACGGAGAAGAACUCCAAACACAAAACAUCAGCAUUCCAGCUGACAUGGUUGGAUGUAUCAUUGGUCGGGCUGGUUCCAAGAUCAGUGAGAUUAGAAAGACUUCUGGAGCUCGUAUCUCCAUCGCUAAGUCUCCUCACGAUGAGACUGGAGAGCGCAUGUUCACCAUUAUGGGUACUGCUAAGGCUAACGACUCAGCCCUCUAUCUUCUCUAUGAGAACCUCGAGGCCGAGAAGCAACGCCGCAGUCAAGGCAAUGCUCAAGAAUGAAUUACUAGCUCUAUUUGAGCACAUCGAAUUUCUUUUUCAGGCAGGCAAGCUUUGUCUCAGGUCUAUCCAGAUUUGACUUGCCGCAAGGCUGAUAUUGAUGCGAUGAUUCUACCUUGGGAUCCGUUAGUAAUUUUUCCUUGGACCGAUAUUCCUUUCCCCAACAAAAGCAGUUCCUUUACCAUUUUCAUUUCCACUUCUUGCGGCACGGAAUUUUACGAAAUUAUGCUCAUUUGCAUGGUGCACAUACGAGUUGCCCUUAUGCAAAUGUCAUUCCCCUAUUGAUACAAAUGAUUCGCCUCAACAUUCGACAACCAGAGAUACCGACCUCCUAUCUCGACUCUCAGCUUUCCGAAGUCCCCAAUCGA
This is a messenger RNA of Botrytis deweyae, 1853 nucleotides long. RefSeq lists its product as uncharacterized. Lineage: Eukaryota; Fungi; Ascomycota; Leotiomycetes; Helotiales; Sclerotiniaceae. The transcript has 4 exons. Bases 373 to 1488 code for a protein of 371 amino acids. Gene Ontology annotation, cellular component: cytoplasm; nucleus. Gene Ontology annotation, molecular function: mRNA 3'-UTR AU-rich region binding. Gene Ontology annotation, biological process: 3'-UTR-mediated mRNA stabilization. The record is from RefSeq and is a predicted model, not a curated record.